Babesia sp. Xinjiang is the source of this 3459-nucleotide messenger RNA. RefSeq lists its product as uncharacterized. The record is from RefSeq and is a predicted model, not a curated record. NCBI's taxonomy places the organism in Eukaryota, Apicomplexa, Aconoidasida, Piroplasmida, Babesiidae. The coding region runs from base 1 to 3459 and encodes 1152 amino acids. The transcript is spliced from 2 exons.
AUGCCGACUUGGGCACUGUCGUCGACAGCCAGCUUCUAUAGACGCGUGCUGCUCGAUGAUAUAUCUUACACAGGGGGAAGUACAGACAGCACCCGCGUACGGGAAUGGUUUCUUCGCUAUGUGUUGGAAACGGACCCAAUUACUACCUGCGUGUCCUGUCUUCCCACUGAAAGUGAGCUAGGCAGCUCGUCUUUAUUGCGAGACCUAGCUGCACUCGUACAUGUUGGAAACUCUAGUGUAACGGCGCGUGUAGCAGCUUUCCAUGGCUCCACAGGCAUCUGUUAUAGCGGGCUUUACUGCCUGCCGUACGAACGCACCCUUUACUUUAACAGCGUUAGGGCCUAUAGGAAUCGCCAAGGAUACCCCAAGACAACAUUCUACGACCUACUGCAAUCGGAAAUUGUCAAUGGAAUGGCUACGAUGUAUAGUUGGGAUCGCAGUAGCGCGAUACUGUUAAAGCCAACGGGCGAAAACAACGGUGGGAUUGAAGCGGUAGAGGUCAGCAUACUGGACUCAAAAAAUGUAAUACCAGUAGAGACAAAAGUUUGCUUCAAGGUAUAUCCCUCAUGUAUGUUCCAUCCCAUUCGCGCUGAACUAGACGACGACUCUUCUAUUCUCACAGACAGUGAAUAUGAGGACUAUAAUAACGAUGACGAUGCGUGCGACUCAAAUGUACCACUGCACGAUCAGAAGUCUCAGGACAGUCCAACAUCAGAGCAAUAUGAAAAACGCCCAUCCGAAUACUCGUUUAAUAACGCUAAAAACACAUACACGUCGAGCUACGAUUUCUCCAAUGGCUAUUUUGACCCACCUGACGAAGAUAUAGGCGUCCUGGAGGGCAGAAAGUUGUCUAUUCAUGGCUCGAUGUACAGAAGAUGGAACUAUAUAACACGUAAAGAUAGCCAUAUGUUGGAACUAAAAGUUGGUGCAAAUCUUAUAUACGCACGUAGUGCUAACGGUUUGUACGUAGGGAAAUACCUAGAGGAUGGCGAUGACCGUUACCUGAAAAACGUCACAAACCAGCACUAUGAAAAUCGAGACAAGGUCUACUACAUGUCUCCAAGCCCCUUCAUUCCAUCAGAAUGCGCAAUGCUUGCCGGAAAUACGCUCCUACUUUACGACGCUGCGAUGGGAGUUGACCGAGAGCACUUCCCACUGAAAAUGACCAACAAAACAGACCGAUCUACGCCAGAUAUAGCACAGACAGUGGCGUAUGGUAUGGAUAUGAAUACGCUAAUACUAGGGGGAAAUCGCCUCUACACGUUGGACCUCCGUACCGGUAGACAUGAUGAACUCUUGCCUAAAGACACAAAAGAGGUCAGGGUUACAUCUACACCGUGGACAGAACGAUUAUACGAACGGGCACCGACAAUGAACCGCAACCUGGCUGGGCCGAGCUGCGCUCGUUCAAACUACUGGAAAGAGGCCAAACCAAAUUACUGGGUUGCAUUCACCGCUAUAGCAACACAUCCUACAUACAGUUGUAUCAUGGCGUGCGCAUAUGGCACGAGCAACUGUAUAUAUAUUUGGGACAUGAGAGCACCUAUUAGACCGAUACUGGAGAUCCCACUCCCGUCCACCGAGUUUCUGGGGGCACGGUUCAGAGACCUUAUUUGGUCGGUAACGGAAGAGGGUAACGGGGAAUCUAUUUUGGUUGCAUUCUGUUGGCGCCAACGCUUCCCCAUCUCGUGCUCCUUCCGUAUCAAUCGUACCAUUACACGUUUUGUCCAAAGUAUGGUACCUGAUACAGAGCGAAGAUUCUGGAACAACUGGGUGGAGGAAUGUGCCCUUGCAAGACACAUUAAAUCAGAACAAGGGGGCGCUUUCAAAUUCCAAAAUCUGCAUACAAAUGUCGGUACCAACCGCUCCCGUAUAACUAGAGUUGGCCCAGUGCCUACGUCGAGAGAUACUUCAAAUGCCAUUAAUCUACAUACGGAAUACUCGGUAAUGACACCUGAUUUACACACGUAUUACGAUUAUUCAACUGAAACAUUCACAGACAUGCUGCCAGAUUCGACGAGGGAUUGGGUGGAUGCUCCGGAAGAAGGAAAUAGACAGCUGCUACAUGAUUUCGCCAGUGGGAAGGUAUUUGAAGAUGAUUUAGAGUUGACCGUAAAGAAAUCAGUACCACUGCAAAUCACUAGGGUUACUGGUGAAGAUAUGGACUCUGGCAUGCAGUCGGUAGGCCCUCUCAUAGAGGACGCGGCGGAAUACCCGAAAAUGCCAAUUAAGGCAGCGCAGAAGGAAGUCGUAACACCAAUUUUUCAUGGAUUCUGCGGAGUGACGGUAGUAGACAACGGCUCUGCUAGAGUACUUUUUGCGUGUACAUCCAGCGGAUCCAUAUUCGGGAUGGAUCUUGACGGGAAAAGAAAGGUGGAAUGUAGCACACCUAGCCGUUCUAGUGACAUAGCUGAACGCACCUCACAUGGAGGAGAGAUUUUCCGCUAUGUGAAAACUCUGACGGGUGGCAUACGGCUACCCGGCGCAUUCCUCACCGACGAUGUAAGGUGCAUAGCUUUGCAUUGGAAUGUAUCGUUCCGCUCCAAACCCAGCGUCCCCAUUAUCUUGCUAGGCGUAAGCAAGACUUUUGCAGAGCUACAGGAGACUGAGCAUCUACCAUUUCAUAGGGACAAAGGCUCUUUCAACUCAAGGUCACUGUUGCAGUGGCUUCUGACACAAACCAGCGAGAGCCAUAGCACAACGGACAAACACGACAUUAUGUCACUACAGGAUUUCGAGAACCAUAUAGGGUCUCGCGACCACUUGGAGAAUUUGGCAGUCAAUCUUUGGGACUGCAAUGACCUGAAAAUAGACUACGAGUACGAAUCGCAAAAUGUUAACAACCGUUUCUUGAAUCCAACGCCUCCAUGUCAUUGCUUUGCGCCACAGGGGAUCGAUUAUGAAGCCAAAGUGCUUUCUUCUUUCCUCAGGGCUCUGGAGCAACGUGAGGAUGGCACGGUACAGCUUGGAACUCUCCCCGAUGCUGAGGAGUUGUCACGUUCCUUGCAACUUAGGGGCACCACUUUGUCAGAUUAUUUGUCACGAGCAAAAUAUUCUGGAUUAGACCGCAGCCAAGAUGUACCUAUAUCGGCACAAGGGAAGGUACACGCCAAGGAAAUUGGUGAUACUCUGCUAUUUCAUUCACCAGUGUUACCUCGUAUAAGGGGAUCCGUGGAUGAUAGCGAGUCGAAGAUAGAAUCUAAUGAAGUUCACCAUCAUUUUUGCGGCGUGGGCCACCUGAUAGGGAUAAAGCUUCGUGACGAUCACGUGAAUCACCUCAGCGAACGUAUGCAAGGUCUUUUGGAUACCUGGAGAAUUUCGACCGACGAUAGCGGCGACUCAGUCGGUACCGGGAUAACGCGUUUCCACACUCCACCCAACCAAAUCGACCUGUUACGCCAGACAAAGCUCGAGCGUGACAGGCUGGUACAUCAUUUGCUUUCGCAGGGUGGUGAUUAA